AUGGAGUACCUUAAUAGUGGUGACUGUGCCGCACUCAUAAAGACACUGGGCUUUUUACCCGAGGAAUGGACGAAGAAUUACAUUGCCGAAGUAGUACACGGUCUCAAGUAUCUACAUCAAUGUGGUGUUGUUCACCGUGACCUCAAACCUGACUUCUUGGUCGUCAAACCCUUGAGGUAUUCAAUGGCGCCAAAGAGCAAGAAAAUCACCAACAAGACGAGCAAAAUCAACACUGUGGCAUCCCACAUCAGUAAAGAAAAUCAUGGAAAGCAAGGAAGCCACAGCAAUCCUCAACAAGGCAAGUAUAUUUGCAAACCAAAAGGUUCACCAGGAAGAUCCUUUCCAAAAGGAUACAACAUUCAAGAAGCUAUGAAAUUAGGCCAGAAAAAAAGGCAGUAUAACACAUUUUCAGCUGUUGCACGUCAGCUGUCAUGGAAGUACCUUGACAUUACAGCAACCUUGCAGAAUCAAGAUCAAUUUGUCCUCAACAUGGUUCUUUCGCUGAGGUUUCCCAGUAACUGGCUUAUGCAUGACCUGAAUGGGAGAUUCUUAUGCAACCAUGUCCAAUAUUUGAAAAAACAAGAGAUUGAGACCACUGCUAGUGACAACGGUGAUGAGUUUAAUGGCUAUGAUCUUGAUGGACUGGCUGAAGUCCUUAAUAGAAAUGAGGACGGAAACAGUAUGGAUGAAGAUGAGCCCCAGGAUGAAGAGAUUACUAGAAAGGAAAGAUCUCUGGUUCCUGCAGGCAGCCAAAAACCUAUGGCAUAUAAGGAACCAGCCACAAUAGUCCAGAAAUCCAAACAGAAAACUCAUACUAUUGGUGAGAAGCGUAAGGCUGAGAAAAUAGAUAAUGAACCUCCGAGUCCUGUUAUUGGCAGAUGGAAGUGUCACCAUGUGAUAGAAUCAGAUAACGAGGAUGAAGACUUGGGUAUCAAUAAUCUUGCCUCUCAGUCCUCGGUCAGAGUUCCUGAUGACUUAACAGCCACUACAGUGUCAAAAAAAAAAGUCAAAGACUCGGAUGAUGCUGUUCAAUAUAUUGUACCCGCUAACCCACCUCAGGAACUGGUCAACAAAUUUAGCAAGUAUGGAGAGCUGAAAUGUACUAGAAAGUCUAAUACUACUGGGUUUCUACAACUCAAACUAGAGCUUUGUGGGGAUAUCAAGCGUGCACAAGACCAGCAAUAUCACAUUUGUCUGUGCACAUAUCAAAACUGGCCGCUGGUCACUCUUAGCCAAAAAAAACAGGUAGGGAAUGUUGUUUACAAGUACCUCUUGGAUAACCUUGAGGCUGUAGGCCUUGGAUGUGAUUUUAAGAAGCUUGCAUCUGUGCCUACACUUCAGCCACUCAGUCUCUCACUGUUCACCCACUACUUUCUUGUUCCCUUUGUUGCUUGUACAGGCCAAAACAUUCAUCCAUAUGAAGGAGAGAAUGAUAAGCAACUAGACAAAAUCUCCAGGGCCGAGUUUGACAUAAUGAUGAAAGAACAUACUGAGAUUAUUAGCAUGCGCCGGAAGGAGCUCGAGGACAUUGCUGAGGACUGUUUUUUGGAAGAGGCCACAAAGGAAAAGACUCGGACCACACCACAAGGCUCGGACACAGCAAAGCUGUCAAAGGUCAAACCCAAGAAAGCAGAGCCACUCACAAAGAAACCAAAAUUCGCAUCAAAAGCCAAAACCACAAAAAAGAAAAGCAAUAUCCCAGGCCCUCCUAUCGCUGAUCCCUCAAAAUUCUCUGGUGCAUUGGCGCUUAAAUUGGCUGACGACAUAAUUCCACCCAAAUUGCGACUACACAAGAAAAUUUGA
Molecule: messenger RNA, 1803 nt
Organism: Serpula lacrymans var. lacrymans S7.9
Lineage: Eukaryota; Fungi; Basidiomycota; Agaricomycetes; Boletales; Serpulaceae
Exons: 17
Coding region: 1-1803 (600 amino acids)
Biological process (GO): intracellular signal transduction; peptidyl-serine phosphorylation
Cellular component (GO): nucleus; cytoplasm
Molecular function (GO): protein serine/threonine kinase activity; ATP binding
Source: RefSeq, a predicted model, not a curated record